UUAGCGUGCUAGUUAGUCUGUGGCGCACCUGCAGUGACGGUCGGAUGCGAGCGCUCUGUGUUGUUACAGGAAAUCGUGAAACUUUAUAACAAGACGUAUUAUAAAGUUAUUUGAAAUUCAUACGAACUGAAAUCUUUGCUGAUAUGCGACAUAGUGUAUUUCCAAAAGCGGUUUCGUCGUCCUGUGCUAAACAUGCCAGGCGCAAAAUAUGAACAGCUGUCGUUGAAGUCUGACGCUGAUGAAGACGUGUUUACAACGAAACCGAAGCCGAAAUGGUCAGAAGUGUGCGUGCAGAAGAGCCUGCUGUCGCUCGGACUCAUCCUGCUGUACUUCUCGCUGUCCAUAGGCCUCACCUUCUAUCAGAGAUGGCUGUUAACGGACUUCAAGUUCCCGCUCACCGUGGUGAUGUACCACCUCAUAGUGAAGUGGAUGCUGUCCGUGGUGGUGCGGCUGGUGCUGCAGGUGGUGACGGGCAGCGCGCCGCUGCUGCUGCCCUGCAUGACGUGCCUGCGCUCCGUGGGGCCCACCGGGCUCGCCAGCGGCAUCGACGUCGGCUUCUCUAACUGGGGGCUCGAGCUCGUCACCAUCUCCCUCUACACCAUGACCAAGUCCACUACCAUCAUAUUUAUACUUGGCUUCGCGAUACUGCUCGGUUUGGAGAAAAAGUCGUGGUCCCUAGUGGGCAUCGUGCUGAUGAUAGCGGCCGGCCUCAUCAUGUUCACGUACAAGGCGACGCAGUUCAACCUCCUCGGCUUCAACUUCCUGCUGCUGGCCAGCUUCGCGGCUGGCCUCCGCUGGACCUUCGCGCAGCUCCUCAUGCAGAAGUCCAAGCUGGGGCUGCACAACCCCGUCGACAUGGUGUUCCACGUGCAGCCCUGGAUGUUCGUGUCGCUGCUGCCGUUCACAAUCAUGUUUGAAGGUCUGUCGGCAAUAGAGGCCUACACAAUUAAAUUAACAGGCACAGUGGAGUUGGGGAACCAGCUGUCGAAGAUUUUCAAAGAAAUGUACCAACAGCUGGCGGAAAAUGGCUACUUUCCCGACCAAAUAAACCUGCAAGACACGCGGAAUUCAAACGGAGCACCUCCUUUCGACCUAUCAGAGAUGGCGGGACAAUUCGCAGAAUUUGAAGAACUGAAGAAACACGUCAAAAAGCCAAAAACGAGUAAAGAGGUAAAGGUAGAUAAAGCAGAGAAAACUGAUAACAUGCCGAUCUUAGACAAAAUGAUGAAGAACGAUCUGGAGAAACUUCAUCUAUAUGGUUUGCAUAAAGUGGAAGAUAAACGGGGUAAUGGGGAACCUUUGAAUAACAUUAAUAUAUAAUUAUUUUGAAGGAAAUUAAAUAGCUAUUAUACAUAUG
This is a messenger RNA of Trichoplusia ni (cabbage looper), 1357 nucleotides long. Its product is annotated as solute carrier family 35 member C2-like. Gene Ontology annotation, molecular function: antiporter activity. Gene Ontology annotation, biological process: UDP-glucose transmembrane transport. The record is from RefSeq and is a predicted model, not a curated record. The transcript is spliced from 4 exons. NCBI's taxonomy places the organism in Eukaryota, Metazoa, Arthropoda, Insecta, Lepidoptera, Noctuidae. Gene Ontology annotation, cellular component: Golgi apparatus; endoplasmic reticulum-Golgi intermediate compartment; cis-Golgi network. Bases 193 to 1320 code for a protein of 375 amino acids.